Messenger RNA from Mercurialis annua (annual mercury), 2103 nucleotides. Its product is annotated as probable disease resistance protein At1g58602. NCBI's taxonomy places the organism in Eukaryota, Viridiplantae, Streptophyta, Magnoliopsida, Malpighiales, Euphorbiaceae. Gene Ontology annotation, molecular function: ADP binding. Gene Ontology annotation, biological process: defense response to other organism. Bases 1 to 1818 code for a protein of 605 amino acids. The record is from RefSeq and is a predicted model, not a curated record. The transcript has 2 exons.
AUGGGAUUCAUUAAAACAGAACCGCCAUUUUUGACAGACGAACAAGGCUGGGAGCUUCUCCGAAAGAAAGCAUUUCUAGACGAUUCAACAACCAACAUGUCGGAAUUUGAAGGAUUAGGAAAACAGAUGGUGAGAAAAUGUGAAGGACUACCUCUAGCAAUUACAACUCUCGGAGGUUUAUUAGCUUAUAAGUCGCUUAAAGAAUGGAGGAUUGUCGAAAAAGAUGUCACUGCCCAAUUCAACAAAUUGCAGGAGCGUAGAGGCUACGCUGGAGUGCGAUGGAUAUUAGCUUUGAGUUAUCAGAAUUUGCCUUUCAGGCUAAAACCAUGUUUUCUCUAUCUUUCCCAAUUUCCAGAGGACUUCGAGAUUCGCAAGAAAAGACUAAUUCGAAUGUGGAUCGCCGAAGGGUUUAUACCAUCAAAAGGAGAAGGAGACGAGACGAUGGAAGAUGUCGGUGAGCUAUACUUAGAAGAGCUUGCAAACAGAUGCAUGAUUCAAGUGAGUAAAAGAAACCACACGACAUUUGGAAUCAAAACUUUCCGGAUACAUGAUCUUAUGCGGGACAUGUGUUUGUUCAAAGCACAAGAAGAGAAGUUUCUUGCAGUCAUUGAGCAUCAAAAGAAAAAACCAGCAGCAGAUACUAUGAGUGCUCAUUCAAUUCUGAACACGACCCGCAGGAUUGCAUAUCAUGAUGAGCAGUGUCAAUCCCUCCAUUACUGCGGUCCCUCUCUUCGUUCUCUUGUCUUUUUGAAGACAUAUUCUCGGUGUUCGCUAGGAGAGGAGGAUAUACUUUUCAUCUUCCGGAGAUUCAGAUUGCUGCGAGUUUUAAAUCUUGAUGGUAUAAUACUACAUUCGAUCUUUUUGCCAGAACAAAUUGGUAACUUAAUUCACUUGAGAUAUCUCGGAUUGGAGAAUAUCAUCGGUUUAAAAAAGAUAAGAUUGUGCAAGUACAUUGUUCCAACAUUGCCAGAAUCCAUUGGCAAUCUGAAAAGUUUGUACACACUUGAUUUAAGAGGUAUUACAGCAAAAUUUCCAGAUGUAUUGUGGAGAUUAGAAAAUCUGAGACACUUGUUGCUGGAGGAAAAUAUAAGUUGGAAGUUUCGAUUGGAUACAUUAUUGAACUUGGAGACUCUGAAGUGGGUGAAAUCAAAAAAUCUUAUCAGAAACGAUGCCAUGCUUAAAUUGACAAAUCUUAGACAUCUGGCGAUAGAAUUUCAGGAUGUGGAAUCUGAGGUGAUUCUAAAAUCUCCAAUUUUUGGAUCAGGCCGUCUUGAAUCGUUAAAGAUGAAGUCGGAAAAUUCUUUUCCGAACCUGGAAAGGAUCUCAGAUUCUCAUCGCCUGACGAAGCUAUUGUUAAACGGAUACAUAUCAGAAAAUCAAAGCCUGAAAUUCCUACCAGAAAGUCUUACCAAGUUAAUAUUGUUGAAUUCGCGAUUGCAACAAGAUCCUAUGAGUACUCUAGAGAAGCUGCCUAAUCUGAGGGAUUUACAGCUGUCUGAUGACUCGUACAGAGGGCGUGCAAUGGUAUGCUCCGCCCAUUGUUUCCGAAAACUUGAAAAUCUUUCGCUUGAAAGGUUAUGGAAUGUAGAAGAAUGGAAGAUACAAGAAAGUGCAAUGCCAUGUGUCAAGAGUCUAAAGAUAUUCCAUCUAGAGAGUAUGAGAAUGAUUCCUGAUGGGCUGAGAUUUGUCAGUAGCCUCCAGGAAUUGCAAGUCAUAGAUGACAGAGAAGAAUUUCUAAGAAGGGUUCGAGUCGGAGGACAGGACUCCUACAAGACCAGCCACAUACCAAAUGUCUCAAUAAAAGCUCCAUUUAGAUGAAAAUUCAUUGGAAGCAAUUUUCACCAUUUGUUUUCAUCCAAUUUCCAAGGUUUCAUGUUCGUACAACAAUUUUUAUAAUAUUAGAUUUCUUUUGUUUCUUUUGUUGAUGACUUUCUCCAAUAACAGAAAUUAUGAUACUUAGAAUCUCUAAGAACAGAUGUUUCUUAUAUGUAAGAGUGUAAUCAAGUCAACUCGCGAGCUAUUCUGAAUUGACUCAAAAAAUAUUUGAAUUGAUUCGAUGUUUAUCAAACCGAACUCCAAUUAUUCUACCGAGUUUAAGUUAAA